This is a messenger RNA of Aspergillus melleus, 471 nucleotides long. RefSeq lists its product as uncharacterized. NCBI's taxonomy places the organism in Eukaryota, Fungi, Ascomycota, Eurotiomycetes, Eurotiales, Aspergillaceae. The transcript has a single exon. The record is from RefSeq and is a predicted model, not a curated record. Bases 1 to 471 code for a protein of 156 amino acids.
AUGUUCCUCAGCUCCGGCAUUUUCGUCAUCUCCGCAUCCAUCAUCCGCACCGCCCUCACCCUCGGAUCCGAACCGUCCACCAUAACCGUCAACCGCUGGGGCAUCCGCGAGACGGUCGUUGGAGUAGCGACCGUGAACCUCCCCAUCCUCCGCCCGCUCUUCACCAAGAGAUUCUGGACCACAGGAAUGAACGGCAGCUCUAGCGCGAAUAAUUACUACGAGUACCACGCCAGCUCGGGGGCUUAUAAUCUGACAUCGCGGUCCAGAAAAGGACAAAGGAAUGACAGCACGACGGGGAUCAAUACAAGAAGUCAGGAUGGAAAGGAAGACACGGGCGGAGUGUUCGUCAGCACGAGUUAUAAUGUGCAGGUCGAGAGUCGCGAUACGCCUGAGGGAGAGCCCGUAGAUGGACAGAGACUGGGGCUGAAUCCGAGCAGUGUGUGGGAGAUUGAUAAGAAGUCGAUGGUGUAG